This is a messenger RNA of Girardinichthys multiradiatus, 1397 nucleotides long. RefSeq names its product complexin 4a (gene cplx4a). Lineage: Eukaryota; Metazoa; Chordata; Actinopteri; Cyprinodontiformes; Goodeidae. Gene Ontology annotation, biological process: regulation of neurotransmitter secretion; synaptic vesicle exocytosis; neurotransmitter transport. Bases 173 to 652 code for a protein of 159 amino acids. Gene Ontology annotation, cellular component: SNARE complex; terminal bouton. The transcript has 3 exons. The record is from RefSeq and is a predicted model, not a curated record. Gene Ontology annotation, molecular function: syntaxin binding.
UUGCUUGUCAUCAGUGUGUCCUUGACUCUGUAGACAAGCAGGAGUUAGCUAGAGAGCUACCAUUGGAUUGGAAAGCUACAGGAAGCGAAAGCGAAGCACAAGGAGAAGCGUUUACUUUUCCAGUCCACGAAAAAUCCCCAUCCUUGGAGAGUAAACACUCGAAGAACUCAGGAUGGCUUUUUUGAUCAAGAGCAUGAUUGGGAACCCACUGUCAGGAAUUGGUCUUGGUGGUGGAGGUGACAAAGAGGAGGAGGCCACCCCAUCAGAUCCUGCAAAAGCGGCUGGGAUGACACGCGAGGAGUAUGAAGAGUACCAAAAACAGGUGGUAGAGGAGAAAAUGGAAAGGGAUGCAGAUUUCUUACACAAAAAGGCAGAGCGCGCAACCCUCAGAGUGUGCCUCAGAGAUAAAUACAGACUGCCAAAGAGCGAGCAGGACGAGAACAUGAUUGAGAUGGCCGGGGACGACGUGGACGUGCCCGAGGAGCUGCUCAAGAUGGUGGAUGAGGACGCUACGGAGGAGGAGGGCAAGGACUCCAUAAUGGGCCAGAUUCAAAACUUGCAGAACAUGGACAUGGACCAGCUGAAGGAAAAAGCCUCUGCCACGGUCACCGAGCUGAAGAGCAAAGCAGAGGAGAAGUGCUCCCUCAUGUGAAUAGCCAAGGAUGGUGAAUGUGUCUAAAAAAUGGAGAAAGCAAAGGGGGAAGAGACAGGGUGAUAACCAAGAUAAUAAUAUAACAACUUGCUUGGGACCUAUAAACCAAGUUAUGAGUCUGAGGUUCUGUACUUAAUGGAAUAACGCCAUUUGACAUGUUAUUUUAUGUCAAAGAAAAUAACUUACAUUACAAGAAAUUAUAUUAAAACUGCCAGUUUGCAUUUACAGAAAAAUCUACUGUGAAGGUUUCCUUUCAUAGAUUUUUUACCCACAAAUUUACAGUAUGUUAUAUUACGUCAAGGGUGCCCCAUCCUUUCAGUCGUAUUGUUAAGUGUUGUCAUGAAAUGAGACAGAUUAGUCUCUAAAUGUUUGUUUCUUUAAAAAAAUAAAAAAUAAAUCUAAGCAAUCCAAGACAUGCUGAUAGAGAACCAAUCCUUCCUGAGUAAUGCAGCUUUCCUCUCGGUUUUAUUGUUUUUCUUUUUUUGUUUUGUUUCUCGUGUAUAAACAUUGAAUAUAUUUAGUUUCUAUCUCUGGUGUUACAUGAAAGCAGGUGAUUAUCAGGUGUUAACAACCUCAACUGAAAUAAAAAAAACGUUGCAGAAACAUUUGCAGAUUUGCACAAACCUAUGGUAUUAAUACAUAAAUAAUAAAAGCAACAGAUGUGUUUGUUUUUGAAAUGCCUGAAUGUACUUUGAUGUGAGAAGACAAAUUUGUUGUUCAAAUAAAAAUGUGUAUCAAACACAAA